Molecule: messenger RNA, 2996 nt
Organism: Anolis carolinensis (green anole)
Lineage: Eukaryota; Metazoa; Chordata; Lepidosauria; Squamata; Anolidae
Gene: crls1
Product: cardiolipin synthase 1
Exons: 7
Coding region: 17-1069 (350 amino acids)
Biological process (GO): cardiolipin biosynthetic process
Cellular component (GO): mitochondrion; membrane
Molecular function (GO): cardiolipin synthase (CMP-forming) activity
Source: RefSeq, a predicted model, not a curated record
CAAGAGGCUGCCCUGAAUGGAAGGUGAGCAGGGGGAGCUGAAGGGGAGGGGCACGUCCGAGUCGCUGCCCCUCCUCUUCCUCUGCCCAGCCCUCCUCCCGGGUGCGGAGCUUCCCCGGUCCGCCCCAGGCAUGUUGACCGCGGCUUGGCUGGCGAGAGGCAGCGCCGGCGGCUGGGGGCUCCUGAGGAACGCGAGCCCGGGAAGGUCCUUGCGGGCCACCGUCGCCGCGGCAGUUGCUGGAGCCUCCACAGCAGAGUUGGGAGGCGCGCGCCGCAGAGACCCUCGAGCCGCACUCGCGGCCUCCUCGCUGAGCGGCCUCGCGCCCCCCUCCUUCUCCCCGCUACUGCGCCUGCGCCGGACGAGCUCGGUGCCGUUGCUUGCCUCGUCUGCGUGGGUUCCCUUUUGUCGCCGCUGCUCUCGCUCCGACGGCUCUUCGGAGCAUGGAGCCCCCGGCAGGCCCGAACUGUAUGAAAAUCCCUGGACAAUACCCAAUUUACUUUCAAUGGCAAGGAUUGGCUUGUCACCAGUUUUGGGUUACUUGAUAGUUGAAGAAAAUUUUAAUAUUGCAUUGGGCGUAUUUGCUCUGGCUGGUGUGACAGAUCUGCUCGAUGGCUUUAUUGCACGAAACUGGGCCAACCAGAAAUCUGCUCUGGGGAGUGCUCUGGACCCCCUGGCAGAUAAAAUUCUUAUCAGUAUCCUUUACAUUAGUCUGACCUAUGCAAAUCUUAUUCCAGUUCCUCUUACAUCUAUGAUCAUUUUGAGGGACAUUGCAUUAAUUGCUGCUGUUUUUUAUGUACGAUACAGAACUCUUCCUCCACCAAGAACACUUAGUAGAUACUUCAAUCCAUGUUAUGCCACUGCUCAGUUGAAACCAACAUUCAUCAGCAAGGUGAAUACAGUCACACAGCUUGUUUUAGUGGCAGCUUCUUUAGCAGCUCCAGUUUUCAAUUAUAUGGACAGUGUGUAUCUUCAGACUUUAUGGUGUAUCACAGCUGUCACCACCACAGCAUCUGCAUACAGUUACUAUCAUUACGGGCGAAAAACAGUUCAAGUGCUAAACAACAAAUGAAGCCUUGCAGAGCAGCUGCUUACCUGCCAUUCAUUUGAUAUUGGGAAUGUUAACUGCAUCAUUUUGGACUUCAACUAUGGAUAAAGAACUAUUCUUUUGAUAACUGCCUCGGCAAAACCACAUCUUCACAGUGAAUUUAAAAUGAAGUUUUGAUCAUGUAAAUACACAGACUUUUCAAUCCAAUUUUUUUAAUUUGUUACAAAUAAAGUAUAAUUUUUUACCGUAAUGUACUUACACACAUGUGAAAAUCCUUGCCUGGUAUCGUAUGUUUCUGUUCACUGCUUUUCAGAAUUUUGCACAUUUUUAAAAAGCAUUCAGGGUUGUUGCGUUACACCCUUUGAUGUAUCUGAACAAAAACAGAUCUGAAGGAUAAUUAAGGAGCACUUGGCACAAGCAAAGUCCAACUUAGUUUCAUUGUAUUCAGAAUGUGAUCUAGUCAAAGCGAAUUGAUCUUUGGGAUCGUUUUGUGGCACAGUGUAAAUAUGCAUGAAGUAGAGCUCCUAGCAUAUUACUUUGAAUAUCACAAUCCUCUGCAAACUUAAAAGUAGAGCUUAUGUUUAAAUUGCAGCUGAUCAUCCUUGCAUCAUUGCUGGGGCCAUUCAAAAUAAAAAAUUGAACACUUCAGCAGUCUGAUCCUCAUAUUUGCUGUGCUGCUUUGUAAAAAUUCAAGAAAGGGCAUUCACCAUUGUUCCAAUCCACGAUAUAGCACGAUAAUAUUGGGUAAACAUGCUAUCGGUUCUUAAGAAUCAAACCCCUGAUUUAACAAAGUAACCAUAAGCCUUUGUGGUAGGACAAGUUAUAAAUGUGCUAUCCAUAAUUUGAACAGACUUCUUAAAUGUAUUGGUAAAAGGAAAAAUCUGAUAGAGCAUGGUGUCUAAUAAAACCGCUGAGUUAGCAAUUUUAAAUCUCAGCUUUUUGGUAAGAUCUUGCUAGGUACACUCAGUCAGCCUUAGUCCUCCUUCUGGGAAGAAGAGUGAGUUGAUUUAUAAAGGUUAAAAACAUAUGGGUGAAGCAUUAUAAACAAGGUAUUGGCUAAAUGUCAAGAAUUGUUGCCUUAUCAGUAUGGGGAUGUGUUCUUUCUAUGACAUUCAAAUUCCAAAUCCUGUUCACAGAUGGAUUUUGAGGCUUGUGCUGAUGUCCUCUUUUAUUUGUCUUUGUAUCUCUAAACACCUUUCAAAUUAAAUGCUGACUGUGACAUUAAGAGCUACUUAGUACUGAAUAUUGUAUUAAGUCAUGACAAUACAAGGAAAAACAAUGCUUUUGAUUACUAGAAGUGUUGCAAGAAAUAAUGGGACUUUUGGAGAUGACAUAUGGUUAGUGAUACUACUAGCAUAUGGUCAAUUUCUAGGAAAGCUGUUGCCAGGAAAGAGUUGAUCUCAGUAAUUUAAUAAUUAGAGAAUACAAAUUUAAUCCCAAAGGACUGUACUAAAAACUAGGGUCACUGAUUUUUCUGGUUUCUGUAGUUCAUUAGACAGUCACAUUAAAGGAAGCAGAUAUGCUAGGUUUUUUUUGUCUUAUUUGUACCACUUUUAAGAACUGUACAGAUCACUUUUUAAAUGUCUUAUUUAAAAAUUGAACAAUCUGCAAGACAACUGCCAGGGGCCAGUGUGUGAGCAUGUAGGAUGUUUUGCAUGUGACAAGUGAGUUACUGAACUGUGUAGGGAUUCAUCUACAUGAUUUUGUGCAUGUUGCAUUAUGCUGCUACCUCCUCAAAAAUGAAGGCUUAUGGAAUAGAAUUGCGGGAAUUGGUAGUUAACUCAGUGUAUAGGAACAAUUAAUAUAUUUUUAUAUUUGAACUUGUAUACAAUUUAUAAAGUGUGUUUUGAAAACACUGUUGUUUGAUAGUUCUGUGCAAAUCCUGGAUGCUGCAAAAUUGUGCUGCAGUAUAAAAAACAGUUUUCGUUUAAUAAAAACCUGUGAAAAGGGC